GAACUCUUGGGGAAGCAGAUUGCUGGUGCUGCGGCUGGUGUGGCCUUCUCCGCCCUUGGCACGGCGCUCAUCGUGGUGGUGCUGCGGCUGGUGAUGAAGUUGAGGAUCCCUGAGGAACACGAGCGCAGUGGCAUUGACCAGCACACACAUG
Messenger RNA from Durusdinium trenchii, 151 nucleotides. The record is from the annotation of a GenBank genome assembly. Lineage: Eukaryota; Dinophyceae; Suessiales; Symbiodiniaceae.